GAUGAACUCAAGCAUUAUCUUACCGACGACUGGUAUGCGGUAGUGCGUGAACACAAACUAUUGGAACUGCCUGCCAAGGUGACAGUGCAGCAGAUAGCUGACCAGUAUUUGGCGCACAAAAAGUCGGUGAAGUCGACCAGUGCCAGCAAAGAGGUGGCCAUAAACGAUGUGCUCGACGGCAUCAUCGAGUACUUCAAUGUGAUGCUUGGCUCGCAGCUACUGUACAAAUUCGAGCGCACCCAAUAUGCAGACAUAAUGCAAAAGCAUCCAGAUACGCCCCUGUCCGAACUGUAUGGCUCCUUUCAUUUGUUGCGCCUGUUUGUGCGACUUGGUUCAAUGCUGAGCUAUUCGGCGCUUGAUCAACCGGCUAUGCAAACGCUUUUAGCCCAUCUGCAUGACUUUCUCAAGUUUUUGGUGAAGAAUAGCGCAAUGUACUUUAAUAUGACAAACUUUAUCAAUGUUGAUCCGGAAUACGUGCGUAAUGCGCAGUAGAUGCAUUAAUAAAACCC
This is a messenger RNA of Drosophila novamexicana, 509 nucleotides long. Its product is annotated as nuA4 complex subunit EAF3 homolog. Gene Ontology annotation, biological process: chromatin organization; regulation of DNA-templated transcription. The annotation marks the transcript as partial. The record is from RefSeq and is a predicted model, not a curated record. Gene Ontology annotation, cellular component: nucleus; NuA4 histone acetyltransferase complex. The transcript has a single exon. Lineage: Eukaryota; Metazoa; Arthropoda; Insecta; Diptera; Drosophilidae.